AUGGUGAUCAAAACUAAGUUUCCCUAUCCUUUAUUCUUAUGGUUUGUGUUCACCAUAUAUUUCUCUUCUGGGUUGCUGUCACUGGGUCAUGGGAUUCCUAGACAGAGGACGGACCUCGACCGAUGCGUAGAUCAAUGCCGGCGGGAGGAGAAGGAUUUUCCAGGCUUAUUUGAUUGCGCAGCUCGUUGUGACAGGAAGUAUGUAGGUACCACUCCUUGGGAAGGGGAGGGCUCUCGGCGGGAACUCCAGAAGUGUCGGAAACGUUGUGAAUCGGAGGAAAGCGGGAGGACGCAACAGCAGCAGUGUGAGCAACGCUGUGUGGAGGAAGUGAGGGAGGAAGAACAAGAACGCCAACGAGAGCAAAUAGAACGAGAAUACGAACAGUGCCGAAAACAAUGUGAAAGGCAAGAGAGAGGGGAGCAACAUCAGCAACAAUGCAAGAGCUGGUGCGAGCAACAGAGAGAAAAAGAGGAAAAAAGGCGAAAAGGCGACCAAAAUCCACAAAGAGAAGAGCAGCAACAGAGGAACAAUCCUUACUACUUCCACGCACAGAGAUUCCAUUAUCUUUUCAAGUCCCAAGAGGGUCAUAUCAAGGUUUUACAGAGGUUUAGCGAAAGAUCUCAACUUCUUCGUGGCAUCGACAAUUACCGAUUGGCCAUUACAGAGGCUAAUCCUAGCACAUUAGUUGUCCCACACCAUUCUGAUGCUGAAACUAUCGCGGUUGUUGUAAGAGGAAAGGGAAUCAUUACUCUUGUGUCACAAGAAAGAAGGGAAUCCUUCAACAUGGGUCUUGGAGAUAUGCUUAGAGUUCCUGCAGGGGUUACUGUAUAUCUAAUUAACCAAGAGAAUAGUGAAAAGCUACAAUUAGCUAUAAUUUUUGAACUUGUUGCCGGUGCUCUUCCAUCCUCUGGAGGUGGAAAUCCAGAGUCAUAUUACAGAGUCUUCAGCAAUGACAUCCUCCAGCGCGCUCUAAACACACCAAGUGACCAGCUACAGAGGCUCUUUGAGGGGGAGCAGAGGCAGCAUGGCGCAAUCAGAAGAGCCACGCCAGAGCAGCUUAAAGGAGGAAUGAUGGUUCCACACUACAAUUCCAAGACCACAACAAUUGUUCUGGUAAUAGAAGGAAGGGGACGCUUAGAAAUGGGUUGCCCACAUCUUUCACAUCAAGGCCAAGGAUCACAGGAGCCAAGAGAACAAAGAGAGGAAGAAGAAAGUAGUGGAAGACUUCAAAAAAUCACAGCUGAAUUGUCUCCAGGUGACGUUUUCAUAAUCCCGGCAGGUCAUCCCAUAGCCCUGGUUGCUCAAAAUGAGAAUCUGCGAACAGUUGGGUUUGGAAUCAAUGCCCUGAACAACCAGAGAAACUUCCUUGCAGGGAAAAUUAACAUAAUGAACCAAGUGGAGAGAGAGGCCCUGGAAAUCGCGUUCAACGUACCUGCAAGAUUGAUAGAGAGGAUUUUCAGUGACAACCCCAAGGAAUCAUAUUUUGUGGCAGGGCCUGAACUGGCCAGGCCUGAAGAGGAGGAACAGAGAGAGGAAGGGAAAGGGCACUCUUUGCCAUCAGUUUUGGACUUAAUUGGUUUCUGA
Messenger RNA from Pistacia vera, 1584 nucleotides. Its product is annotated as vicilin-like antimicrobial peptides 2-2. The transcript has 7 exons. The record is from RefSeq and is a predicted model, not a curated record. Bases 1 to 1584 code for a protein of 527 amino acids. NCBI's taxonomy places the organism in Eukaryota, Viridiplantae, Streptophyta, Magnoliopsida, Sapindales, Anacardiaceae.